AGGAAUCAUUCGUUGAAGCAGUAAUCUACUCACACGAAACUCACGAUGCCUGAUCCCGUGAAAGCGCCGAAGAAGGGCUCAAAGAAAGCCGUUUCUAAGAGCGUCUCCAAGACCGGCAAGAAGAAGAGGAAGACCAGGAAGGAGAGCUACGCCAUCUACGUGUACAAGGUCCUGAAGCAGGUCCACCCCGACACCGGCAUCUCGUCCAAGGCCAUGCUGAUCAUGAACUCGUUCGUGAGCGACAUCUUCGAGCGCAUCGCCGGCGAGUCCUCCCGUCUGGCUCACUACAACAAGCGCUCCACCAUCACC
Micropterus dolomieu (smallmouth bass) is the source of this 309-nucleotide messenger RNA. Its product is annotated as histone H2B 1/2-like. The transcript has a single exon. Gene Ontology annotation, molecular function: structural constituent of chromatin; protein heterodimerization activity; DNA binding. Gene Ontology annotation, cellular component: nucleosome. NCBI's taxonomy places the organism in Eukaryota, Metazoa, Chordata, Actinopteri, Centrarchiformes, Centrarchidae. The record is from RefSeq and is a predicted model, not a curated record. The annotation marks the transcript as partial.